AUGCGAGCAGGGUCACGAAUAGUAGACACCGGGUAGUCUGUCAAAUGAAACCCCCUCGGUAUGGAGCUUCAUGUCUCAGUUGUUGAGUAGUUUUUCACACUAGGCCAUCUGUUAUCAUUAAAAACGAAGCCCGACGGGCUAAAAUACCAGCGGACAUGUCGUACUGCAGAGAAGAAGGUAAGGAUCGUAUCAUCUUCGUGACCAAAGAAGACCAUGAGGCUCCCAGCAACGCUGAGCUGAUCGAUGAUGACCCCAACGAUCCCUAUGAGGAUCAGGGCCUGAUCCUGCCUAACGGAGACAUCAACUGGAACUGCCCUUGUCUGGGUGGGAUGGCCAGCGGACCCUGUGGUUCACAGUUCAAGGAGGCCUUUUCGUGCUUCCACUACAGCAAGGAAGAGAUAAAGGGCUCUGAGUGCAUCGACCAUUUCCGCAGCAUGCAAGAGUGCAUGCAGAAGUACCCCGACCUCUAUCCUCAGGAGGAAGACAAAGAAAGCUCCUCCCAAACCGAGUCCAACCCUGUUUCAGAUGCCACUGACAACACUGCCUUAUUGUCUGAAAAUGACUCGACUCCAACCAUGUCAGGGGUCGCGUCUGACAACAUGUCGCCUACAGGCAACCAGACUGUCAGCUCGUCGUAAGUGACUCUCCAAGAGCAGCUCUGAGCGGCUAUUUAUGAGUCAGAAGAAGAGGACCGGCAAAGCAACGUCAUUUGUACAAACGCAUAGGCUGCUUUGUUUUCUGGGAAAUCGGUAAUGAUCUAAUACUAUGAUUACUGAGAGUUAACCAUGUUUUUUGCUGCAGGGACUUAAUUUAUAUACAAAAAACAGAAGAGCUCUUUUUAACGUUUGAGCGUUGUCCUCUUCAUGUCAGCUGGUUAGGUGUCCUGUUAAAAAUGAUUCAAACUGACUCAAAGUUAAACUGUAAUUGCUAAAGCCAGUGGUAUACGUAAUAUUUGUAUAUUUUAACUUUAAGAAGAGGCAGUUUUGAGUCUUUUUAACCUUUUUUUUUAGCACUUGAGAGACCAAAGCUUGUGGCAAGAAGAACCGGGCUGCCACUUGUGUUUUGACGUAACGUUUCCUGUGCUCGCUGUCUUAUAAAAACUUCAGGAUCUCCUAUUGCUGUUCAAACGAUAGUAGGUACUGGUCUACUAUGGCCUUUCACAUUUACAUGUGACUGAAUAAAUGUUUUUGUUGUCAGAAGUCGUCAACUGGAAGUUGAAGUCACAACUUUAAGUCUGCUGGUGUUUGUCACU
This is a messenger RNA of Nematolebias whitei (Rio pearlfish), 1252 nucleotides long. RefSeq names its product coiled-coil-helix-coiled-coil-helix domain containing 4a (gene chchd4a). Gene Ontology annotation, biological process: protein import into mitochondrial intermembrane space. The transcript is spliced from 3 exons. Lineage: Eukaryota; Metazoa; Chordata; Actinopteri; Cyprinodontiformes; Rivulidae. Gene Ontology annotation, molecular function: protein-disulfide reductase activity. The coding region runs from base 156 to 638 and encodes 160 amino acids. Gene Ontology annotation, cellular component: mitochondrial intermembrane space. The record is from RefSeq and is a predicted model, not a curated record.